Triticum turgidum subsp. durum (durum wheat) is the source of this 783-nucleotide messenger RNA. The record is from the annotation of a GenBank genome assembly. Lineage: Eukaryota; Viridiplantae; Streptophyta; Magnoliopsida; Poales; Poaceae.
AUGGCGGUGCAGCAGUGUACGGUGGCGCUCUUGGUGGCCGUCGCCCUCGUCUCGUACGCUGCCGAAGCUGGCUACGCCCCAGCCGGGCCACAGCCCAAGGCCACGACCGAGGAGCAGAAGCUAGCUGAGAAGGCCAACAACGCCUUCAAGGCGGCCGUGGCGGCCGCAGCCGCAGCUCCUCCAGAGGACAAGGGCAAGAUAUUCGUCAAGACCUUCGUGCAGAUCUUCGGCAGCUGGUCUCUUGAGGGGGUCACCGACACGUCCAGCACCAAAGCCAUUUUCAACUCCAGGGUCGGCUUCACUCUGGCAGGGGCCGCACUGAAAGCCCAGGGUGCCACCCCGGAGGCCAAGUAUGAAUCCUUCGUGGCCAUGUUCGACAAGUCGCUCUGCAUCAUCGUCGGCAUCAUGAAGGUCCACGCCAGCGAGGAAGUCAAGGGGCCGAUCCCUGCCGGCGAGCUCAAGGCCAUGGACCAGAUGGACGCCGCCUUCUGCACUGCAGCCACCACCGCCGACGCUGCCCCGAUAAAGGACAGGCCCGCUGUCUUCGACUCUGCCUUCAGCAAGGCCAUCAAGGAGACCACGGGCGAUGCAUACGAGGCCUACAAGUUUGUCCCCGCCCUCGAGUCCGCCAUCAAGAAGACCUACGCUGGGUUUAUUCCCGGGAGUCCCCAGGACAAGCGCACGCUCUUUGAGGCCACCCUGAGCGACACCAUCGUCUCCAUGGCCGCCACUCCCACCGCCGCCGCUCCCACCGCCGCCGCUGCCGGUGGCUACAAAGUCUGA